UAGACCUUAUGAUCCAAACAAGAAGUAGCUGUUGAAGACAAAAAUGGUCUGCCUGCAGAAUUUGCAACAGAAGGCUAAGAAGCUCUUGAUCGAACCUUUCUACUUCCUCACAAUCAAUCUCUUAACCCUCUUGCUUCCCCUCUCAUUUCUCCUGUUAGCCAGGCUCUCUUGUGCCCAUUGUCUCUUAGCCUCUUAUGCUACGCAACCACUCUCUUCUUUUCCCUUCUCUUUUUUUCUGUACACAAACCCAGCUAUUCUCUAUGUCCUUGUUUCAGCUAUUAGCAUAGCCACUCUUAUUCAUGGCUUGACAGGUAAACUUACAAUUCUAAGCGAGUCACCCGGGGCAGUUUAUCAAUCUCGUUUGUACACAGCCUGGAUUCUCCUUUGUACGUUACAAAUUUCUGUUGGACUGGGGAUUGAAGGCAGCAUAGGGGUUGGAGUUGAUGGGUCUAGUUUUGGUAUUGAGAGAAGUUUGCUCAGUAGAGUAAUAUUUUUCUUGGGUUUGCAUGAAACUAUGCUUCUUUGGUUUAAAACGGUCGUGAAGCCAGUGGUUGAUGACACAAUUUUUGGGGUUUCAAAAGAGGAGAGGUGGGUGGAGAGAGUGGGGAUGGCUUUGACUCUAGGUAGCUUGUGGUGGUGGAAAUUGAGAGAUGAGGUUGAGUCUCUGGUGGUUGUGCCUGAGGCUAAGAAAGAGUUGUUAAUAAGUGUUGGGGUGGCUGACUUUGUUGGUUGGUGGUUGUAUUACCUGACCGUCACUAUUGGGAUGGUUAGGCUUGUUAAGGGUCUACUUUGGCUUGGAAUGGUUUUGUUCUGUAAGAGGGUGAGAAAAAAUUCUAUAACUCACCCUUGCGAUGUUGAAGACAAGGUCUGAACACAACUUAACCCUUCUGUUAGUUUUGUAAUUUUUUUUUUUUUCAAUUAUUGUUCUGGUCAACAAUUAUAUUGUAUUCUUUCCUACAAGUUGUAAACUUAUACCAAACUUAUAUUAUU
Molecule: messenger RNA, 990 nt
Organism: Pistacia vera
Lineage: Eukaryota; Viridiplantae; Streptophyta; Magnoliopsida; Sapindales; Anacardiaceae
Exons: 1
Coding region: 44-871 (275 amino acids)
Source: RefSeq, a predicted model, not a curated record